Messenger RNA from Conger conger (European conger), 6230 nucleotides. RefSeq names its product RNA binding motif protein 26 (gene rbm26). Gene Ontology annotation, molecular function: metal ion binding; RNA binding. Gene Ontology annotation, cellular component: nucleus. The record is from RefSeq and is a predicted model, not a curated record. The transcript is spliced from 24 exons. Gene Ontology annotation, biological process: mRNA processing. Lineage: Eukaryota; Metazoa; Chordata; Actinopteri; Anguilliformes; Congridae. The coding region runs from base 528 to 3578 and encodes 1016 amino acids.
UAGAAUGAAAAGGCUACAACAUCACAUACUUAAUCGAUUGCGACAAACCGGUCCUGUUUGGUUGCUCUGUGGCGUUGCGCGCGGUCGCCACUCGCCAGAACCGUGGAUGUCGCUUUAAAACGCAGUUCUGUGGUCGAUUGGAAUAUAUUCUCGCGAUUUCUUGAAACGAGAGUAAAUAGUCGCCAUUUUUACGGAGUGAGGGUGGAAGAAAAUUGCAAAGGAGAGUAUCGUACAGUUAAGGUAGCUAGUUAGUUUACUAGCUACAUAUUUUGAACUGAACCUGAAGAAUAAACCCCUUUAUUACCAUUUGCAUUUUUUGGUUUCAACUUCAACCACACGAUAAUCGAAGAAGCCAAAAAGCCUGAUCCGCAGCAAGCACGCCGUCGGGCCUUGGGGAACAUAGCUAACCAGGCACAUUGCAUGUAGCUAGCCAGGUUGCUAGCGAUCGAGUGGGGAAGCUCAUCGAUUCACUGAUUUGCCCUCCCUGGAAAGCUAGCUACAAUUUUGAGGACUGGCCACAUUCUAAAAUGAUCAUAGAAAACCUUGAUGCCUUGAAGUCGUGGCUUUCAAAGACCCUCGAACCAAUAUGUGAUGCAGAUCCUUCUGCCCUUGCAAAGUAUGUGGUAGCCUUAGUAAAGAAGGACAAGACAGAGAAGGAACUGAAAGCACUAUGCAUUGACCAGUUGGAUGUAUUUCUUCAGAAAGAGACGCAGACGUUUGUCGACAGGCUUUUUGAAGCUGUGAACUCAAAGAGCUACCUACCUCAGUUUGAGCAGCCCUCCUCUACCACAAGAACGGAGCUUCACCAGAGGCCGGACAAAGAAGACUUGAAAAAAGAUGAGCCAAACAAAGAGGAUGAGAGGGAGAAGAAAUUCUCCAGGAGGGUGAACCACAGCCCCCCGCAGUCCAGCUCGCGGUACAGAGACAACCGACGAGGCGACGACCGCAAGAAGGAUGACCGCUCCAGGAAGCGGGACUACGACCGCAACCCGCCGCGGCGGGACUCUUACCGCGACCGAUACAACCGCCGGCGCGGGCGCAGCCGCAGCUACAGCCGCAGCCGCAGCCGCAGCUGGAGCAAGGACCGCCCGCGCGACCGCGAACGCGACCGCGACCGCGAGAGGGACCGCGACCGCGACCGCAGCCGGACCCGCUCCCGCAGCCAGAGCCGCACCAGGAGCCGAGGGCGCUGCGCUGUGAUUGCAGAGAAGGACGGCGGGAAGUCCAAGUACGAGCACGAGCGGGCGGAGCGCGGCGAGCCGGCGGAGAGUUACACCCCGGCGCCCCUGGUGGCGGGAGGACCGUCCAGCCACUUCCCCGUGCCCACGCUCAGCAGCACCAUCACCGUCAUCGCGCCCACGCACCACGGCAACAGCACCACAGAGAGCUGGUCCCAGUUUCACGAGGACCGCCCCCUGGAGCACGGCUCGUACGGCAGGGGACCCCCCCCGCGCAAGCGCUGCCGUGACUACGACGAAAAAGGCUUCUGCAUGCGCGGAGACAUGUGUCCCUUCGACCACGGCAGCGACCCCGUGGUGGUGGAGGACGUCAACCUUCCCAGCAUCCUCCCCUUUCAGGGCCAGCCCCUUCCCGUGGUGGACGGCCCGCCCCCUCCCGGGCUCCCUCCCCCUCCUCCUCUGAUGACGCCCCCGCCCGUCAACCUGCGGCCCCCCGUGCCGCCCCCGGGCACCCUGCCCCCCAGCCUCCCGCCCGUCGCAGGCCCGCCUCCGCCCCUCCCUCCCCUGCAGCCCUCUGGGAUGGAUGCCCCGCCCAGCUCCAUCACCAGCUCGGUGCCGACCAUCGUCACGUCAGGGGUGCACCACCCCCCUCCCCAAGCCCCGCCCCCUCUCCUCACAUCAGACUCGUAUGAACCCGACGUGUACAACCCAGAAGCCCCAAGCAUUACCAGCACCAGCCGGCCCAUGUACAGGCACCGCGUGCACGCCCAGAGGCCCAACCUCAUCGGCCUGACCAUGGGGGAGGUGGACCUGCACCCCAGAGAAAAGCCCAUGAGCAACAACAACAUGAGGAUAGUGGUGGAGUCGGACCCUCGGAAACGGCCCGGGGGUCUCAUGGAUGGAGGGCUCCUCCCGAAGAAGCCCUGGUUUGACAAACAUGGCUUUAACAAGCCGAAUCAUCAAGGAUUUCACAAGAAGAUGGCGUCUCUGAACGCCAAGCUGGACGUGCGACAGAUCCCUGCCGAGAUCAAUAACAUCAGCAAACUGAACGAACACUUCAGCAAGUUUGGAACCAUCGUCAACCUGCAGGUGGCGUACCAGAACGACCCAGAGGGGGCGCUCAUCCAGUUCUCCAAUCACGAGGAGGCCAAGCGGGCCAUCCUGAGCACCGAGGCAGUGCUCAACAACCGCUUCAUCAGGGUGUACUGGCACCGGCCCGACAUGCAGCCCCCCGCCCCCCUGCAGACGGGUGUGCAGAUGCCUCCGCAGCUCCCGGUCACCGCUCUGAAGCAGUCUGUGAAGGACCGCCUAGGCCCCAUUCCCACCAGCGACUCCGUGCCCUCGCAGGACCCUAACCAGGCUGCCCAGAAUGCAGCAAAAAUGUCUGUGAAGGACAGAUUGGGACUUCCCGCAAAGCCGGCAGUUCCUGGCGGAAAGGUGUUCUCCACGUCCACGGGACUGACGAAAACCGUGUACAACCCAGCGGCACUGAAAGCAGCGCAGAAGAGCCUGCCCUUCUCCAACGCUGCCUUCACAGAGGAGGCUCUCAAGAAGAAGCAGGAGGCUCUGAAGCUUCAGCAGGACGUCCGGAAAAAGAAGCAGGAAAUUCUGGAAAAACACAUCGAGACGCAGAAGUUGCUGAUCUCCAAACUGGAGAAGAAUAAAAGCAUGAAGCCCGAAGACAAGGCAAAGGUGAUGGAGACGCUGACCAUGCUGACCAAAAGCAUCACCAAACUGCAGGCCGAGAUCAAGGCCUUCUCCAGCGGCAACGCUCCCAAGGUGGUGAAGAGCAAAGCUCAGGCGCAGAAGGAGCUUCUGGACACGGAGCUGGAUCUGUAUAAGAAGACGCAGGCCGGGGAGGAUAUCGCUCAGCUGAGGAUAAAAUACACACAGCUGCAGCUGGAGGCUGCGAAGCGGGGGAUUCUGGCCUCGGCGCGUGGGCGUGGGGGCCACGCCCGGGGCCGCGGGUCCCAUCGCAGCAGGGGCCGGGGCAUGCGUGGGCGAGGCAGGGGGGUCCCCACCCACGCUGUGGUAGACCACCGGCCCCGGGCGCUGGACAUCGCGGGGUUCUCCGAGUCCGACAGGGUGGACCUGCUCCCACACUUUGCUCAAUUUGGUGAAAUUGAAGACUGCCAGAUUGACGACUCCACUCACACCGCGGUCAUCACCUUCAGCAGCCGCGUGGAGGCGGAGCUGGCUGCAGUUCAUGGGCUGAAGCUGAAUAAUCAGGAGCUGAAGCUGGCCUGGCACAAGCCUGCUGUUCCUCUCAGCACUGCUGACCCAGACGAGCCCGAAGCCGAGGAAGAAGAGUUCCCGGAGCAGUCCCUGGUGGACGACGCCCUGCUGCAGGACGAUGACGAAGAGGACGAUGACAACGAGCCGCGGUCCUGGCGGAGAUGAAGAGCGUUUCCCUCCUUUUCCAAACGCUUGUUUUUAACAGCGAGUUGCAUUUUGAUUAAAACUUAACAUUUAAUACCUUUUGGAAAGCAAGUACUACUACUAAGAGUACCAAGUGUGAGUUUAAGUGUAAAUAUAGCAGGAGUUGAGGAGAGCUUUUUACAUGAUGUUCAGUAGUCUUCUGUGGCUACUCAUUUGUUUUGUUUAGUUUUUUUCCUUUUUUUUCCUUUUAAUUUGGUCUAAUAGAUCUGACCAGAUUUAUUUUAUUGACAUGGUUCCAUACUAUGGAAUGGAUAUAUGUUGAUUACCUUGAUGAAUGUGUGAAGCUUAGAGACACCAUGAGACUCUUUGAGUAAAGUUAACUAAAGUUGCAAAGUAGGCUUUACUGUGUAUAAUUAGCCUUUUGGUAGUUGCUUUUGUGUACAUAUUUUAUGUAUGAAUUUUAAUGAUUUGUAUGAUGGCUUUGCUUCAACCCUUUCUGCCUUUAUUUUGAAAUGUAACAAUAAAGAAUUGAAAUGGUCUGAAAAUCAACUGCAAACAAAAAAGUAAAAACAAAAAACAAAAAAAAACAUUUGAAAGAAUAAGGCAAAAAGAGAAACUACACUUCAAAGAAAAAAAAAAAAAAAACGCAGAAAAAAAUUAAGACCAUUUCAAAACCCCCACCCCCCUUUCCACAAAAAGAGCAAAAAUCCAUCCAUUUACCCCCUCCCCUUGUGUGUGUGUGUGUGUGUGUGUGUGUGUGUGUGUGUGUGAGUGUCUGUAUGUAUGUGUGUGUGUGUGUGAGCGAGCCUGUAUGUGUGUGAGUUUCUGUAUGUGUGAGAGUGUGAGAGAGCCUGUAUGUGUGUGAGUGUGAGAGAGCCUGUAUGUGUGAGUGCCUGUUUGUGUGCGCACAAGAGUGACUGCGAACAAAUCUCAGUGGAACAAUGGUAAGGACCAUCCGUACAUUUCUACUCUAACUCAUUUCAGGUCCACGUUUGAGCCCUGACCAGUGAAUACUACUAAGUGUGUGUUUUUCAGGAACGAUAUGAUGCAACCAGUGAUUGUGUGUGGUAGAGAUCAGCCAGGGGACAUUGUGCAGAGUGAAAUGGGCUAUCUGUGUUAAGAUGUUCCUUAUCAGCACCAACCAAACGGAACUUCCUGUCUGGGAAAACUUGGGCGCUGUUGAAGAGGAUGAGCAUGGAGAGUUGGAUCCAUGUGAAGUGAAGUGUGCGCCCUGCAGCUCCGGCCCCCCGCGGUGACGGAUGGUCCCGCGCGCUCUUCCCAGCAGCCCCUGUCACGCCGCAUUUGCAUAGGAGAGGAUGGAUAACCAAAUCAGAGCGCCGCCUUGAAGCCGGCCUGUCGCACCGCUUCUCGGGCUAAUUGUGAAAAAUAUGAUUUGCUCGCCCUCCUCCCGUGUGUUACUGGGCCUCCCCUCCCCCCUCUCACACACACACUCACACACACACGCAUACACACACACUCAUGCACUCACAGCACCUGAAAGCUGCCUUCUUGCCCCCGAACCCCCCCCCCCCUUGCCACAUAUGCACACAUGUAUGCGAAAAUGCACACGAACACAUUCAAACGCACACUUACUUUCCUGAACUCCCCCCCCACCCCGUACACGGCCUUUACGCACGGGGUUUCACCUCCCAGCCACUCCCCUGAGGUUACUUAGUCCGGCCCCCCAGCUGUGAGUGACAGUCCGUCUCCAUCUUACCGGCCCCGCUGGCCCCGCCUCCCGCACGCACGCUUCGGGGGAACAAAAGGAGGGAGGAGGUGGAGGAGCCCAAUUUGCCGUGUGUUUGUAAAGGUGUAAAUCCUGCCCGGACCGGCCCGCUGUGAUCCGUCUCCUGGUCCCCUCUGCUCUGGAGUAAUGGCCUCUGUGCAGGGGUCAACACCGCCAUGCCAGUUCUGCUGCCUCCACUCUCAUUUCACACUGUUCAACUGGCUUUCUCCUGUUUAAUUACAUUUUAUUUUGUAUUUGUUUUUAAAAUGCUUGUUUUUAUUUCUGUUCAUUCUUCAUUGUAUUACUAUGAUGGUAAACUGAACUGGUUUGCCAAUUCCGCACUUUAUCAGUAUAAGCCAUAUUCUUGGAGACAAUGGACAUACACCUAUGUAUGAAACUUCAUGUGUAUGGAUGGAAAGGGCUCCAAAUGUUUCCCUGUUCAUUGGGGGUUUUUCAUUUACUUGGGUUUUUUUUACUUCAUAAUGUGUGACAUUCCCGUGAGGUUUAGCAUGAAGCUCAGUGUGUCAUGUGAUCCCGGCCUGAUCCACAGCCUGUUAAACUUUGUGUUUGCGUCCCUUUGUGUGUUUUUUUUUUUUUGGUCCCCCCCCCCAUUUCUUGGAAAAGCUUGAGAAUUUGAAACUUUGCACUUUGAGAAUCCUUUUUAAAGGGGGCCCUUUUUAAAUUGGCUGCAGUGCCAUUUGCAUGAUAAUCACAGCUACUUCUGUCAUCUGAAUUACACCUUCUAGUACUUUCUGCUCAGGCACCAGAAUUCAUUUUCUUUUAUAUUCUUUCCUGCAAUGUGAUUGAAAUAUUUCUUUAAUCAGACAUUAUCACUUUUUUUGUGCCUGUGAUGUUGUGAUUUGAACAUGCAUCAGAAUGUUUGAUUGAGCAUCUGUGUCAGGAUAUUUGACUUUUUCCCCAAAUAAAGAAAAUUAUUUGUUUGAGAA